AUGCUGUCCAAUGUGAUGUCUUCUAUGAUGAUCUGUCAGAGAGCAGGCUGCUGGGGUUGGUGGAGUCUGGAAAUGAACAUGCAAUCUUUAUUUACACCCAUCGAAGAAUGGCCAUCACAGCUGAUGACGUGUCACUGGAGAACAUCAUACCCAUCUCUCUUGACUUUGCUGUUGUCGAAGUUUCUUCACCAGAGCAGCUUGUGGUUGUGGGAGCUGAUACCAGGGUGAGAAUGAACUACAAGGACAAAGAGUUAGAGGUCCGACUUCCUUUUGGGUCUCACUCUCGUCUGUUCCUCGGUGAARUCAACAAGGCGUGGAGUGAUGUUUGCAGGUCUCCCAUGCAGGUACCUAAGUUUGAGUGGAUCAACAAGUACAAGAAAGCCAGCAGAAGCCAGGAAGUCAUGAAACAAGCCCACCUACCCAUGGGCAAACCUCAUAAAAACAACCUGCACCACAAAACAGAGAAAUCGACUGAUAAAAAGGAAUCUUUAGAAAAGUUGAAAACUUCUAAUAGUGCCACACAGAAGUCCAAAAUACAUUCCAGCCCAGAGAGUUCAUACGUUUAUAGUCGAGAGGACCGGGAUGAUCUGGUGCGCUCAUCCAGCCACACAACAUCCAACAAAGCUCAGAUACUGACCAUGCCGCAGUUCGGACUACGUGACAACCUCAUCAAGUGUGAGCUCCUGAAAAAUGAGGAGUUUUAUACCUAUCGAGAGGACUAUAGCUUUUUUCUUGGUACGUACAAUGUAAAUGGACAGGCACCAAAGGAAAGCCUCUGUCCUUGGCUGAGCUGCACUCCCAACCCUCCUGACAUAUACUGCGUUGGUUUUCAGGAGCUUGACCUCAGCAAAGAGGCUUUUUUCUUCACUGAUACCCCCAAAGAGCCGGAAUGGACAAAGGCUGUGUCUGAGGCUUUGCAUCCAGAUGCUAAAUAUGCCUUGGUGAAGUUGGUGCGUCUGGUUGGCAUCAUGCUGAUCUUCUAUGUGAAGAAGGAGCACGCAGAGUUCAUCUCUGAUGUGGAGGCUGAAACUGUGGGCACAGGCAUCAUGGGAAGGAUGGGAAACAAGGGUGCUGUUGCAAUCCGUUUUCGGUUCCACAACUCUAAUAUAUGCGUGGUCAAUUCUCACCUUGCUGCCCACGUCGAAGAGUAUGAGAGACGUAAUCAGGACUACAAGGAUAUUUGCAGUCGACUCCUGUUUCGUCAACUCGAUCUUACCCAGCCUCCACUCACAAUCAUGAAGCACAAUGUGGUUUUAUGGGUUGGGGACCUCAACUACAGAAUCAGUGACCUGGACGUUGAUGGUGUGAAAGAACUAAUCAGCAAGAACGACUUUAAGAUGCUGCACACUUACGAUCAGCUCAAACGGCAGAUCAGUGAAGAGGCUGUGUUUGAAGGCUUUGAGGAGGGAGAGAUUAAUUUCCAGCCCACCUAUAAAUACGAUACUGGCUCUGAUCAUUGGGAUACGAGUGAGAAGUGUCGUGUCCCUGCUUGGUGUGAUCGCAUCCUGUGGAAAGGGAAGAACAUAAAGCAGCAACAUUACAAGAGUCAUAUGGUUCUGAAAACCAGUGACCACAAACCUGUCAGUUCCUUGCUCAUCAUUGGGAUCAAGAGAAUAAAUAAUGAAGCGUAUAAAAAGACCUUUGAGGAGAUUGUACGCAAUAUAGAUAAAAUGGAGAAUGAAUGCAUUCCAUCUGUAACCUUGUCAAAACGAGAGUUCCACUUCAAGGACGUGAAAUAUAUGCAACACCGAGCAGAGACACUGAGCCUCUUCAAUGACGGGCAGGUCCCGUGUCAGUUUGAGUUUAUCCAGAAGCCCAAUGAGUCCACAUACUCCAAGCCGUGGCUCACUGCCAACCCUCCUAAAGGCUUCAUUGCUCAGGGUGGUUCUGUGGACAUUGAUCUUGAGGUUUUUGUAAACCGUUUGACGGCACCGGAUCUUAACUGUGGCAAGCAGAUAAUUGAAGACAUCCUGGUGCUCCAUCUAGAGCGAGGCAAAGACUAUUUUAUUUCUGUAACUGGGAACUAUCUGCCAAGCUGUUUUGGUACCUCUCUUUAUUCCUUGUGCCACAUGAGGGAACCUAUUCAAGACGUGCCACAAGAGACCCUUCUUGAACUGGCUGAGAAGUCCAUUAAUGAGAAUGGGGCAACCGCUGAAAAGCCUCUCGACAUUCCUAAAGAGCUUUGGAUGAUGGUGGAUCAUUUAUUCCGCAAUGCAGUCAAACAGGAAGAUUUAUUUCAACAGCCUGGCCUUCGGAGUGAGUUUGCUGAAAUAAGGGAUUGUCUUGAUUCGGGGAUGCCAGAUUCCCUCCCGGGCAGUAACCACUCAGUGGCAGAAGCCCUGCUUCUCUUCUUAGAUGCUCUCCCUGAGCCUGUGGUUCCCUUCUCUUUUUACCAGCAGUGCCUUGAAUGCUGCUCCAGUGCGAUUCAGUGUGAGAAAGUUAUUUCCAUCCUACCUCAGUGCCAUAAAAAUGUGUUCAAUUAUAUAGCUGCCUUUCUCCGUGAGUUGUUGAAGAAUUCAGCUAGCAAUCGAUUAGAUGUCAGCAUUUUGGCCACCAUUUUUGCCUCUCUGCUUCUGAAAUCGUCUACRAAGCAGGAUCUUGCAGAAAAGAGGAAGACCCAAGAGUUCUUUCAGCAUUUCCUGACCUAAGGCUCCUCCUAGAUGGACACUGUUGCUCAAGCCGAACACUAAAAAUGACAAAGCCCAGUAUUUGACAGUGAUUUCACAAGCGUAUAACAUGAAGCAUAAUUGCAGAAGAUUAUGAGCUCAGUUUCAAAAUAUUUUUGUGAUCUAUCAUGCACAGUUUAUUGUACAUUAUUGAACAUCUGUAGCUGCGUUGUUUAAAUGUGUGUAUAUUUUAUUUAAAGAAUAAGUUGUAUUUUAUUGCUCUUCAUGUUUUUAUAUAAAGAUGUUGAAAUCAAAAUGUGUUAUUUUAUAUAAAUUAUUUUUCCAACUAGGAAGUCACCAGCAUUGGCACUAUAAGCCURUAAAUAAUUUCUUCACAUGUAAUAUCUGUCGCUUUGAAAACAUUUCUACGUUUUUAGUUAUUGUUAGUAAAUUUUUAUUUCCCAUAAUCCAUCACGAAUCUGUGACGUUGCACGGUAACCCACUGAAGAGGAGGAGAUAGGAAGAAAGUGUUUACAAUCCUGGGCUUAAUAGGGUUUUACAUUUAACAAAGGUAAAUUUAUUUUUGUCAUUUCCUUUAACUCUGGCUUGUGUAAACCGUCUUAUUGAUUAAUAACAAACUUGUUAUUCCUGCCGUA
This is a messenger RNA of Austrofundulus limnaeus, 3262 nucleotides long. RefSeq names its product inositol polyphosphate-5-phosphatase B (gene inpp5b). The transcript is spliced from 22 exons. The coding region runs from base 108 to 2648 and encodes 846 amino acids. The record is from RefSeq and is a predicted model, not a curated record. NCBI's taxonomy places the organism in Eukaryota, Metazoa, Chordata, Actinopteri, Cyprinodontiformes, Rivulidae. Gene Ontology annotation, cellular component: membrane; cytosol. Gene Ontology annotation, molecular function: inositol-1,4,5-trisphosphate 5-phosphatase activity; phosphatidylinositol-4,5-bisphosphate 5-phosphatase activity. Gene Ontology annotation, biological process: phosphatidylinositol dephosphorylation; signal transduction.